Molecule: messenger RNA, 569 nt
Organism: Bipolaris sorokiniana ND90Pr
Lineage: Eukaryota; Fungi; Ascomycota; Dothideomycetes; Pleosporales; Pleosporaceae
Exons: 1
Coding region: 80-343 (87 amino acids)
Source: RefSeq, a predicted model, not a curated record
CCUCAAGCUUCUUAUCUAUUCCUCUCUCUCCCUCCUCCCGCUGCGAUAGUGCAGGCAGCAGCUAGGAAAGAAGCUUACGAUGUCGUCCACCACUGUAGAACUCGUGGGUGAUACACCCCCCCUUCCGGUUCAGUAUCAAGCGAUAACAAGUCCACGAAUUACCUAUAAGACUCAUAGCUUCUAUCCAAUGGAGAAGAUGCUUCCUGAGAAAGACUUGCGUCGUAUCUCCGUCGACAACGGUUUGCUUGCUCUGCACGAGAUGAUGCACUCAGUAACAACAUGCAUACUGUAUAUCAGAUGUCAAGCUACUAGCGAUCGUCGCCUUGCCGAUUUCCCUUACUAAGACCCCAGGCCCUGACAGGUUGCACAUGUUCUCAUGUAGGCCAUAUAAUCCAGACAUCAGCUUGAGGCAACACGUGGCUAGCUUCUUGUGUGUCUGUUUGGUCUAUCCAGAAUAGGCUUUUUCCUUGUUUUUGAGGGGCGACAAGGAAUUCGCGGAAAGACAAGUAUAAAAGUCUAGUAGAUUUAUUCUUAUUGUUAGGGAUAUUAAGAACAGAGUGCAAAGAGUC